GUCCCUCAGCAGGAGCGGCACAGCCCCCAUUCACAUGCUAAUAAGCCCCUAUAAAUACUAACAACAGCCACUCAGCGCCUGCAGCACGUCUCAGUAGGAUUGCACAAUAAACAGAGGGCGUCUGGCCUCGCCUGGGAGUUUGUCGAUUUUUUUUUUCCUUGAGGGUGUGUGUGUGUGUGUGUGCGUGUGUGUGUCAUCAUCUGCCUGUAACCGGUUUCGAUCGCCAGCUGCCCCUCACGGACGACUGGGAGGGCGAAGGCAGCAGCAGCAGAAGCCAGAGAAGCAGCCGAUCCGACCCACCAUGUCCCCCUCGGCUCGGCCCGGCAGCGCCGGACUCGGCACGGAGGAAGACGAGUCCGGCUUGGGGAUCCAGAAGGCGGACAGAAAGAUAAGGAAACCUCUCGUGGAGAAGAAGAGGCGAGCUCGUAUCAACGAGAGUUUGCUGGAGCUGCGGUCUUUGCUCUCGGAUACGGACUUUCACUCCAAGAUGGAGAACGCAGAGGUGUUGGAGAUGACGGUGAAAAAGGUGGAAGACAUUCUGAAGAACCGAAACCAAGAGACGGACACGCUGAACCGAGAAGCCAGCGAGAGGUUUGCAGCUGGUUACAUCCAGUGCAUGCACGAGGUCCACAUGUUCGUCUCCAGCUGCCCCGGGAUCGACGCCACGGUGGCGGCCGAGCUCCUCAACCACCUGCUGGAGAGCAUGCCCCUCAAUGAGGACCACCUCCAGGACGUGCUGCUGGAGCUCAUAACGGACUCUCCCGGCGGCAACGGCGGCGUGUGGCACGGGGACGGCGAGACGCUGUGCUCCUCUCUGGCCUCCCCGGGAGGGCGGAGCCUGUCCAGCGGCCUGUCCUCGGCCCUCUCCCCUGCCCCCUCCACCAUAUCCAGCGAGGACCUGUGCUCUGACCUGGACGAGACCGACAGCGAGCACAACCAGAGCUCCACAGAGGCCUCCAUGUGGAGGCCGUGGUAGGAUACAGCUGGAAUAUGUUGAAUGGUGCAGCACCCCCCCCCCCCCCCCCCCCUCCCGAUGGCGUCAUGUGGAGCCUCGUUACUGAAAGACAACAUUGAAUCCACGAUUUGUGGUUGUAGCAUUUCUGCACUCAUUAUAGACCUCAUGCACGGAUCUUCCUCUGGACCCCUAAACUCCUGUCACUGAUCUCCAAUAAG
Salarias fasciatus (jewelled blenny) is the source of this 1173-nucleotide messenger RNA. Its product is annotated as transcription cofactor HES-6-like. Gene Ontology annotation, biological process: regulation of DNA-templated transcription. Gene Ontology annotation, molecular function: DNA binding; protein dimerization activity. Lineage: Eukaryota; Metazoa; Chordata; Actinopteri; Blenniiformes; Blenniidae. The transcript is spliced from 4 exons. The coding region runs from base 302 to 976 and encodes 224 amino acids. The record is from RefSeq and is a predicted model, not a curated record.